CCCUGGGAAGAUGGCGGUGAUCGGUCUACUGUUGCUGAUGCUGUCGGUGCUCGGUGAGGGGGGGAGAGCGGAGCCCGGAGCGGGCCCCCCAUUGCGAGUGUACGGACAGGUCAGCCUCAAUGACUCUCACAAUCAGAUCGUCGUCCACUGGGCCGGAGAGCAGAGCAACGUCAUUCUGGGACUGACCCGGGGCGGCCUGGGCUCGGGGGCCACGAAAAACAGCAAUGUCUACGUCUCCUACGACUACGGGAAAAGCUUCAAGAGGAUCUCGGAGAAGUUCCUCCACAACAAUGGGAACGGCGACGUGGCCACCAUGGAGCAGUUCUUCCACAGCCCCGCAGACAACAAGAGGUACAUCUUUGUGGACACGGACGCGUCCUACCUCUGGAUCACCAUGGACUUCUGCGUUGCCAUCAGGGGGUUCUCCGUCCCCUUCAAGCCUACCGAGCUUCUCCUCCACAGCACGGACCCCAACCUGGUCCUCGGGUACGACAAAUCCCACCCCAACAAGCAGCUGUGGAAGUCGGAGGAUUUCGGUCAGACGUGGAUAAUGAUCCAGGAACACGUGAAGUCUUUUUACUGGGGUCUCGCUCCUCUUGACAAGCCGAACACGGUUUACGUUGAACGCCACGAGCCUCGCGGCACCUCCAUCGUCCUGCGCAGCACCGACUACUUCCAGUCUCGGGACAACUCGGAGAUCAUAAUCGAGAACGUGGACGGUUUUCAGCUCCGGGAGAGUUACAUGUUCGCCACGAAGACGGUGCAUCUGUUGGGCAGUAAGGACCCCUUCUCGGCGCAGUUAUGGGUUUCGUAUAACCGCAAGCCAAUGAGAUCAGCCCAGUUCAUCACCCGCCACCCAAUCACUGAAUAUUACAUUACGGAUGCCUCGGAGGAUCAGGUGUUUGUAUGCGUCACGCACAGCAACAACAUAACCAACCUGUACAUAUCGGAGGUGGAGGGCCUGCGCUUUUCUCUCUCGCUGGAGAAUGUGAUCUACGUCAAUCCGGGAUCGGGGAAGGACACUCUGGUCAGGUAUCUGGAGAACGAGCCGUUUGCCGACGUCCAUCGCGUGAAGGGCGUUAAGGGCGUAUACAUCGCCAACGUGUUAAACAAACCGCCCUCCAAAGAGAACGUGGCCACCGUCAUCACCUUCGACAAAGGCGGGACCUGGGAAUUUAUUUUGGCUCCGGGAUACACCAGUUACACGGACACCACCCACUGCCCGAGCCCGAAGGACUGUCAUCUGCACUUGGCACAGCCUCGCAGUCAGGUGGCCUCCCAGGGUCGCGUCAUGCCCAUUGUCUCUAAGGAUUCGGCCCCGGGGAUAAUCGCAGCGACUGGUUCGGUUGGGAGGGACACGAUCAGUAAAAUCAAUCUGUAUGUUUCAAGCAGUGCCGGUGUUCGAUGGAGAGAGUCUCUUCUAGGAGCGCACUAUUGCACUUGGGGCGACCAUGGCGGCAUUCUCAUGGCGAUUGCUCAAGGUGUCGAGACCAACCAAUUGAAGUACAGCACAAACGAGGGAGAGACGUGGAAAACCUUCAACUUCUCAGACAGCACGCUCAUCGUGUACGGCCUGCUGACCGAACCCGGGGAGAAAAGCACAGUGUUCACCAUCUUCGGAUCCUAUGUCGGAGGGGGACACAGCUGGGUCAUAUUACAGGUCAACACAAGUGACGUCCUCGGCGUGCCGUGCACAGAAAAUGACUAUAAGUUGUGGUCGCCCUCUGACGAGCGAGGCAACGAGUGCUUAUUGGGGAGAAAGACCGUUUUCAAGAGACGAACGCCCCACGCCACCUGCUUCAAUGGAGAAGAUUUCGAUCGGCCAAUUACUUCUUCCAACUGCUCCUGUACAAGGAAAGACUUUGAGUGUGACUACGGCUUCAAGCUCAAUCAAGACCUGAGACUGGAGGACUGUGUUCCCGACCCUGAAUUUGCUGGGAAGCUGUACCCCAUACCCUCGCCCUGCCCUGUGGGCACCUCGUACAAGAGGAGCAGAGGUUAUCGCAGGAUUUCCGGAGACACGUGUUCCGGGGGAGAUGUGGAGACCCGACUGGACGGAGAAGACGUCCCGUGUCCUGUGGGAGAGGAGAAUGAGUUCAUCCUGUACGCCAUGAGGAACGCCAUAUUCCGCCACGACCUCUCCUCUGGGGUCAGCGAGGAACUGCCGCUGAAGGGUCUACGGGGUGCGGUGGCUUUGGAUUUUGACUACGACAGUAACUGCUUGUACUGGGCGGACGUCACGUUGGACAUUAUUCAGCGUCUGUGUCUAAAUGGCAGCACCGGGCAGGAAGUCCUAGUCCGAGCCGGAUUGGAAACCGUGGAAUCCCUGGCAUUUGACCCCAUCAGUCACUUACUUUAUUGGCUUGACGCUGGCAGUAAGAAAAUUGAAGUUGCCAACCCAGACGGGGACUUACGACUGACUGUUCUCAAUUCCUCCAUCUUGGAAAGGCCCAGAGCUUUGGCGUUGGUUCCACAGGAAGGGUUGAUGUUUUGGACGGACUGGGGUGAUGAGAGACACGGCAUCUACAAGAGCGAGAUGGACGGUACCUCUGUGAGUCAUCUAGUCUCCGACGGCAUCAAAUGGCCCAAUGGGAUCUCUGUGGAUGAGAACUGGAUCUACUGGACUGAAGCUUACAUGGACCGGAUAGAGAGAAUAGACUUCAACGGACAGCAGAGGAUGGUGAUCCUAGACAACCUGCCCCAUCCCUAUGCCAUAGCGGUGUUCAAGAACCAGAUCUACUGGGAUGACUGGUCCCAGCUGAGCAUCUUCAGGGCAUCCAAGUACAAUGGCGCCCAGACGGAGGUUCUGAUUGGCCGGCUGUCUGGUGUCAUGGACAUGAAGAUAUUCUACAAAGGAAAAUGGGAAGGUGAGAACGCCUGCUCAUCCCACCCCUGCAGCCUGCUGUGCCUGCCCAAAGCCAACAAAGGCCGAGCAUGUCGAUGUCCAGAUGGAGGGAAGCAGCAGGUGUUGCCCAGCGGGGAGGUGCAGUGCGACUGCCCACAGGGGUACCAGCUGAAGAACAGAACCUGUGUGAAGAUGGAGAACACGUGUCUGCCCAGCCAGUACCACUGCAGUAACGGCAACUGUAUCAGCAGCAUCUGGCAGUGUGACAAUGACAACGACUGCGGAGACAUGAGCGACGAGAAAGACUGCCCAACCACGUCAUGUGACCCGGAUACACUGUUCCGGUGCCAGGAAUCAGGGACCUGCAUUCCGCUCUCCUAUAAGUGUGACCUGGAGGAUGACUGUGGAGACAACAGCGAUGAGAGCCACUGUGAGGCACACCAGUGUAAGGAUGAUGAGUUUAACUGUAGCUCCGGUAUGUGUAUCCGCCAAUCCUGGGUAUGUGAUGGGGACAACGACUGCAGGGACUGGUCCGACGAGGCCAACUGCUCAGCUAUCUCCCAUACCUGUGAGCCAUCCAGUUUUCAAUGUCAUGACAGCCACUGCAUCCCCCAGAGGUGGGUGUGUGACGGCGACAGCGACUGCCAGGACGGCUCUGACGAAGAUCACAGCAUCUGCGAGAAGAAGUGUAAUGGUUUCCGCUGCAGAAAUGGGACGUGUAUCCCGCUGGGCAAACACUGCAAUGGUGUGAUGGACUGUCCUGAUGGGGAAGAUGAGCAAACUUGUGAACCCCUGUGUACACGCUACAUGGAUUUCGUGUGCAAGAACCGCCUGCAGUGCUUGUUCCACGCCAUGGUGUGUGACGGAGAGACGCAGUGCCGCGACGGGUCUGACGAGGACCCUGUGUAUGCCGGAUGCUCUCGGGGUCCAGAGUUUAAGAAGAGCUGCGAUCCAAUGAGCUUCUCGUGUCAGAACGGCGUCUGUAUCAGCCUGGCGUGGAAGUGCGACGGGAUGGACGACUGCGGAGAUUACUCGGAUGAAGCGAACUGCGAGAACCCUACAGAUACCCCGGCCUGCGCCCGCCUCUACCAGUUCCAGUGCGAGAACAGGCAUUGUAUUCCCACACGGUGGAAGUGCGAUGGGGAGAAUGACUGCGGGGACUGGUCAGAUGAGAAGGACUGUGGGGAGACUAUUCCGCAGACCACUGUGAGACCUUCCACAUGUCCUGCCAACCACUUCCGCUGUGACAACGGGGUCUGCAUCAUGAACACCUGGGUGUGUGACGGCUACAAGGAUUGUAUCUAUGGCUCUGAUGAAGAGGGAUGCCCCUCAACCGUGAACUCCACGCUGCCCACCACCACGUCACAUGGCCGCUGCAGCCCCUUCGAGUUUGAGUGCCAGAAAUCAAAGUACUGUGUACCCAAAUGGAAGCAGUGUGAUGGCUUCCGAGAUUGCCAGGAUGGAACAGACGAACUUCGGUGCCCCACUCACAGACCUUCUACCUGCCCGAACGGAACCCUAUGUGAAGACGGCGAAGCCUGCUUACCUCUGUCAGACCGAUGUGAUGGAUUCCUGGACUGCUCUGACAGCAGCGAUGAGAACAACUGUACCGAUGAUAGCGUCGUGUACAAGGUACAGAACCUCCAGUGGACGGCCGAUUUCUCCGGAAAUAUAACCCUGACUUGGGCUCGACCGAAGAAGAUGCCGCUGGCGUCCUGCAUUUAUUUCAUCCUUUACAGGGUUAUCGGGGAGAGCACAUGGAAGAUAGUAGAUACACACAGCUACAAGACGGCCUUCGUGUUAAAGAUCCUGAAGCCGGACACCACCUACCAGGUCAAAGUGCAGGUGCAGUGCCUGCGCAAAAUGCACAACAGCAACGACUUCAUCACCCUGAGGACUCCUGAGGGGUUCCCUGAUGCACCUCAGCACCUCCAGCUCUCCUUGAAUAAAAAUAUUCCCCUCACCAUCACCGGCUGCUGGUCUCCCCCUGCAAACACUCAUGGGCUCAUCCGAGAGUAUGUGGUAGAGUACAGCGUAAACUCAGCCAAGGUGUGGACGUCCUACAGUACGCAGAACCUUUGCUACGAUAUCAAGUUCCAGGAGACCGGCUCCGUCUACCUGAUGAGGGUAGCUGCCAUCACCAGCAGAGGAAUGGGGGAAUGGAGCGACACCAAGACGAUCACCACUGACUGGAAAAAAGUUGUGCCGCAGCCCACCAUCAAAAUCCAGAAUGUCGGGGAGGACUCGGUGGAUAUCACGGUGAAAGAAGACUCGGAUAUUCAGAUAACGGGCUAUACAGUGACUCUAUGGUGGGAGUUUGAUGAACACGUGCGGGAGAACACCGUUCUGGAGCUUGUCGGACAGUCUGUGACACAGAAAGUGGGCAAUCUAACGGCGCAGACUGCGUACGAGAUCUCGGCUUGGGCCAAGUCUGACUUCGGAGAGAGCCCGGUGGCCUUCGAGCAUUUCAACACCACGGGCACCAGACUGCCUGCGCCGAGCCUUAAGGUGAAAGCGACCAAUCAGACAGCGGUGGAGUGCAGCUGGGUUGGCGUGAAGAACGUGACUUAUGGAUUGUUCUACGCCACGUCCUUCCUCGAGCUCUACCGCAACCCUCAGAGCAUCACGACGACGCUACACAACGUCACCAUCAUGGUGAACAGAGACGAGCAGUACUUGUUCCUGGUCCGCAUUAUCUGCCCUUAUAGGGGCCCCCCAUCCAAUUAUGUUGUGGUCAAAAUGAUUCCCGACAACCGCUUACCGCCUCGCAACCUGCACGCCGUGUACACCGACAAAGCAUUCGCUGUAAUGAAAUGGGAGUCUCCGUACGAUUCGCCGGACAGUGAAUUGUCCUACAUCGUGUCUGUGAAGGAUCUGAUCAAAAAGACAGAGAAGAGCUACAAAGUGAUUACUCAGAACAGCACGAUAGAGUACAGGAUUGGAAACCUGGAGCCAGGCGGCAAAUACAACGUCAUCGUUCAGCUGCGGAACAUGAGCAAAGAAGCCAGCGCUAAAGUGAGCACAGUUCCUCUCUUGGCACCAGAAGGCCUGAAGCUCGUCUAUGAGAGAGAUCACAUUUUGCUGUUCUGGAAGAGCCUGGCCCUGCGAGAAAAAUUCUUCAAUGAGUCCAGAGGCUACGACAUUCACAUGUAUGACAGCUCUAGUAAUAUAUCUAUCAACCUCGGAAACACCAGCGACAACUACUUCCGAAUCUCCAACCUGAAGCCCGGCCAUAACUAUACCUUCACCGUGCAGGCGCGAUGUCUAUAUGGCGAUCAGCUCUGCGGGGAGCCGGCGCUGCUCCUCUUUGAUCAGCUCGGGACUGGCAUGGACGCCCAGCCCUCCACCGGUGUCCAAUCCACGGAUGUCGCCGCUGUCGUCGUCCCAGUCCUAUUCCUGCUGCUAGUGGCCACCGGCUGCGGUUUCGUCAUACUGUACAUGCGGCACCGGCGGCUGCAGAACAGCUUCACAGCGUUUGCCAACAGUCACUACAGCUCACGUCUGGGGGCCGCCAUCUUCUCCUCCGGAGACGACAUAGGUGAGGACGAUGACGACGCGCCGAUGAUCACCGGCUUUUCCGACGACGUCCCGAUGGUCAUAGCAUGAAUCUGCGCUCCCCUCUCCGGUUCAUACCAAAUGGUGUAAAUAUUUCUUCUCCCAGGAAGUUGUGGGAUCGUUUCCUUGUUUUAUUGUUUUAAAAGAUGCACUUUGAGUUGCAAUAUCUUAUUUUUAUAUGGGCCAAAAAAAUAUGAACUUUGUAAUUACUUAACUGUGAAAUGCAAAAACGUGUUUAAUAACCAAA
This is a messenger RNA of Nanorana parkeri, 6647 nucleotides long. It is a transcript of the gene SORL1, whose product is annotated as sortilin related receptor 1. Lineage: Eukaryota; Metazoa; Chordata; Amphibia; Anura; Dicroglossidae. Gene Ontology annotation, biological process: protein targeting to lysosome; protein retention in Golgi apparatus; post-Golgi vesicle-mediated transport. Gene Ontology annotation, molecular function: protein binding. Bases 11 to 6451 code for a protein of 2146 amino acids. The record is from RefSeq and is a predicted model, not a curated record. Gene Ontology annotation, cellular component: Golgi apparatus; membrane. The transcript has 48 exons.